AUGCCGAUACUGGGCAAGCAAGCAAGGAAGGAGAUCCUCAACCAAAGGCAUGAGUGGAUGCUGAACGAAAAUCAGUUGUCAACUCAAGACUGUCAUGCUGUAUUGGUGGAGGCCAAGGAUAGAUUCUUGGCAUGUUUGGAUGCACUGUCUGAAGAGGAUCCUGCCACAUUGGAUUCGAGCGAUAACCAGAUUGUGUUGUACUACCUUGAGGCUGUUUUGGUUCUAGGACACAUGCAACGGCCGAGUGUGGUGGAAAACAUGACUGUGAGUGAGUGGUUAUCAAGGUUCAAAGAACUUUCACCGGAGAAGGGUCAUCCACGUUGGGUGAUUGCGGUAAAGGAGCACAAGACUGCAGCAACACAACUGGCCUCGUUUGCGCUUUCACAGGAGCAGGAGCAAUGGUUUGAUAUCUACUACAGACGGUCACGGCCAGUCUUCCAGAGAGCCGGCAGGAAACGCAAGAGGGGUGAGGACAUUGAGGACGUUGAGGAUCCAAAAGAUUUAUUCUUCCUUUCCAGCACAGGGAAGGGGGUUCACCGGACCACCAAUGACAUUGCACGGUUGCAAAAAAAGUUCAAUGUCCCGGCAGUGAGCAGCAAGGUGGUACGCAGAGUCUUUGAGACGAGCACCAAGGAUAUGAGCGAUUCUGCAAAAACAUUGGUGGCGGGCUACCUUACCCAUUCAAAUGCGGUAACAGAGCAGCAUUACCGCUACCCCACACCUGGACAGCCUGUAAAGGGUAUACACAUUUUGAAAGGCAUGGCAUAA
Molecule: messenger RNA, 768 nt
Organism: Platichthys flesus (European flounder)
Lineage: Eukaryota; Metazoa; Chordata; Actinopteri; Pleuronectiformes; Pleuronectidae
Exons: 4
Coding region: 1-768 (255 amino acids)
Source: RefSeq, a predicted model, not a curated record